GGGGAUUUUAAUUAAACUACAAAUAUGAAGAAAUUAAAGCUGAAAGAACUGGAGAGCUGUCUUCAACAAGUUGACACUUUUGAAAGCCCAAAACUGCUCCUUGAACAGUAUCCAACGAGACCUCAUGUCGCAGCAUGUAUGCUUUAUACAAUUCACAAUACUUUUGAUGAUAUUGAAAACAAAACAAUUGCAGAUUUAGGAUGUGGUUGUGGCAUCCUCAGCAUUGGAAGUGCAAUGUUAGGAGCAGGAUUGUGUGUGGGCUUUGACAUAGAUGCAGAUGCACUGGAAAUAUUUAAUAGCAAUAUUGAAGAGUUUGAGCUCACAAACGUCAACAUGGUUCAGUGUGAUGUCUGCUCUUUAUCUGACAGCAUGUCAGAGACUUUUGACACAGUUAUUAUGAACCCUCCCUUUGGUACCAAGCAUAAUAAAGGAAUGGAUAUAAUUUUUCUGAAAACUGCUUUACAAAUGGCAAAAACAGCUGUAUAUUCCCUUCACAAGACUUCAACGCGGCAGCACAUUCAAAAGAAAGCAGAUGAAUGGGAAGUGAAGAUGGAAGUCAUAGCAGAACUUAGAUAUGACCUACCAGCAUCAUACAAGUUCCAUAAGAAGAAAUCAGUUGACAUUGAAGUGGAUUUCAUUAGAUUUUCUGCCAAGAAACUCCCGACCUGAAGCAUGUCUUUAAAACCUAUUGAAAAUGGAACAAUAAAAACAGUGAUUUUUUUAUAUU
Molecule: messenger RNA, 727 nt
Organism: Pterocles gutturalis (yellow-throated sandgrouse)
Lineage: Eukaryota; Metazoa; Chordata; Aves; Pterocliformes; Pteroclidae
Gene: METTL5
Product: methyltransferase like 5
Exons: 8
Coding region: 25-669 (214 amino acids)
Biological process (GO): rRNA methylation
Molecular function (GO): nucleic acid binding; rRNA (adenine-N6-)-methyltransferase activity
Source: RefSeq, a predicted model, not a curated record